This is a messenger RNA of Anopheles marshallii, 1305 nucleotides long. RefSeq names its product putative Dol-P-Glc:Glc(2)Man(9)GlcNAc(2)-PP-Dol alpha-1,2-glucosyltransferase (gene Alg10). Gene Ontology annotation, cellular component: endoplasmic reticulum. Gene Ontology annotation, biological process: dolichol-linked oligosaccharide biosynthetic process; protein N-linked glycosylation. NCBI's taxonomy places the organism in Eukaryota, Metazoa, Arthropoda, Insecta, Diptera, Culicidae. Bases 1 to 1305 code for a protein of 434 amino acids. Gene Ontology annotation, molecular function: dolichyl pyrophosphate Glc2Man9GlcNAc2 alpha-1,2-glucosyltransferase activity. The record is from RefSeq and is a predicted model, not a curated record. The transcript is spliced from 3 exons.
AUGAUCGAAAAGUUAGUUCCAUUAGCUUGCCUGCUUGGCUUUUCAACAUUCUCAUUCCUAGUGUUUAACAAAGUGUACGAAACGACACAACUCGUUAUCGAUGAGGAGUUUCAUUUGCGGCAAGGCAACCAUUACUGCCACGGCCGGUUUCAAGUAUGGGAUCCAAAGAUCACAACUUUUCCUGGCUUAUAUAUGGUGUCCGCGCUAGUUUUGCGACCCCUCGAGGCCUGUUCGGUGUACAACCUGAGACUAACAUCCUUUAUCGCGUCAAUUGUAAAUGUAGUGCUGAUUUACAAGCUGCGACAAUGCUUUCUAAACCAGAAAGGCUACACCACACUGUUACUGGAAACAGGUUCCCUUUCGUUACUUCCGCCUCUAUAUUUCUUUUCGCAUCUCUACUACACGGAUGUGCUUUCUGUGACGGCCGUGCUGCUGUUGCUACUGGCCAGUGAAAAACGCCGCCACAAUUGGGCCGCUUUCUGGGGCUUCUGUGCGGUGCUGAUGCGUCAAACUAACAUCGUAUGGGUUGGAUUCGCUUGCGGCUCGCGGGCCAUCGAUUUGUUGGUAGCUCGUGGAAGCUUGAAACAAACAUUCCUUUCUCCCAAACGUAUGCUCGAUCUUGUUGGCGAUAUAAUCGAUCGUUUCUGGGCGUACGCUGUAGUAAUGGGUGGCUUUAUCGCGUUUCUCAUAUGGAAUGGUUCAAUAGUGAUAGGCGAUAAAUCGGCUCACGAGGCUGCCAUACACUUGCCACAGUUGUUUUAUUUUGCCUUGUUCUUUGCGACGUUCAGCGCUUCUUUGGUAUUGCCGGCAAGUAAAACAAUCCUGCGAGCAGCAUUGCGCAAAUGGUAUAUUCUUGCGGUGGUAUGCGUCAUGUUCGCUGCAAUCGUGCACUACAAUACGAUCGUGCAUCCGUACUUAUUGGCCGACAAUAGGCAUUACACGUUCUAUCUAUGGAAUCGCUUUUUCGGACGCUGGUGGUACGCACGGUACUUGCCAGUGCCGUUGUACACAAUCGGUGGAUUCCUGUUAUGGAAGGCAAGCAUGCAGCACCAAUCGUACGGAUACAAACUGCUCUGUUCAUUGGCCAUACUAGCAUCAAUAGCGCUACAGCAACUGAUAGAGGUGAGGUACUUUCUUUUACCAUUUCUUGUGUUGCGGUUGCUGCGAAAAGGAGGAACUUCUAGAGGCGCUCUAAUGAUUGAAUUGGUCACAAACAUUGCUAUCAAUAUUGUAACGUUUGCUCUGUUCUUUCGAAAGGAAAUUUCGUGGGAAAACUACUCUCUUCCACAGCGUCUAAUGUGGUAA